Messenger RNA from Oryza brachyantha (malo sina), 396 nucleotides. RefSeq lists its product as uncharacterized. The record is from RefSeq and is a predicted model, not a curated record. The transcript has 3 exons. Lineage: Eukaryota; Viridiplantae; Streptophyta; Magnoliopsida; Poales; Poaceae. Bases 1 to 396 code for a protein of 131 amino acids.
AUGAGCGGCAGCAGGACUGGUGUUCUUGCGGUUGCGAUGCUGCUGGUCGUCUCCUUGCUGAUGGUUCUUCAGCUUCCAGUCGCACGUGCUCGCCAUGUUGCUGUGCUGAGGGCUACCGACGACAGUGGUAGCGCCAUGAACAACAUCAGAUCAGCAGAAGCGGGCGUCGCCAAGGAGCCCACCUCGGCGAGCGGAGCAGUGCAUAGUCAGGCUAGCUCCGGCCGGCGACCGACCGUAAGCACGGCGGAGAUGCGCACGCCGUCGACGUCGACAGCGGAGCACCGCCGGGACGAGGUCGCCAAGCUGCACGACAUGCUGAAGAGGGACUACGCGUGGAGGGCGCGCCGCCGCUCGCCGAUCAACAACGGCGAGCCGCUGGAGGAGGAGUCGCCGUAG